UUUUGCUUCGCUGAGCGUCUCGUCUCUCCAACACCCCAGCCCAGCCCAGCCCACCUCCCCGCAUCUCCCCAGCACCAUCAUCUUAAAGCAGCGUCGCCAGCUAGUGGCGCACAUUUUCCAUGCGCGUAGAAAAGUGCGAGGCGCGCACAUCAGCACCGCACAGCACCGCAUGAGCCGCGCACAGGUGUUGAACGAGCAAUGUCGACGCUGCUGGAGCUAAAGAGCAGUGUGCUGAGGCAGGUGCAGAGGAGCCAGUCCCUGAGGAGCAGGAGGGAGCCUCCGCCUGCCACCGCGAGCCCGCCGACACUCCCACACAAAUCUGACAGGGUCGCCUUCGGGGUUGCCAAGGGAAAUGGGGAGUUCUUUGAGCGAAUGAAUAAAAUUGUCCAGAAGCAAGACAGUCUCUUGGCUUCCACUCAACUCGAGGAGGAGAUUAUUGCGGGUCCACCGCCGCCAGAGUGUACGGACCAGCUGCUUGUUCCUGAGAAAACCACUAGGAAUGAACUUGAUUUACUGUACGAGGAGGCGGUCUACACUGUGGUUAAUCGGGUCGGGGUGCCAUCACCCGAAUAUGUGACCAAUGAAGAAGACUUGUUCACCUACCUACAGAAGGUGUUUGGUAUGAGCCAAGAGGAGCACGAAAUCAUUCUCCAGAGAGUGAGAGAGUCUAAGAGACCAGGCUUUUCUCUAAGGGUCUCUGUCAUGAAAGGCAAGAAUCUCAUGGCGAAAGAUGCCAACGGUUACAGUGACCCCUAUUGCAUGCUGGGUAUUCUCGUGGGACAAAGCCCACGGGAGACUGAGGAGAGAAAAGAGAGGAAGUUCAGCUUCCGUAAGAGGAAGGAGAAGUUAGAGAAGCGUUCCAGCGUCAAGGAAGUGCUGGCUGCAAGAGACAUCCAAGUGACUGAAGUGAAACCUGAGACUCUCAACCCUGUGUGGAACGAACAUUUUGUUUUCGACAUUGAUGAUGUCCAGAAUGAUCUUCUGCAUCUGGAUAUAUGGGAUCACGACGAUGACGUGUCUGUGGCUGAAGCGUGCCGUAAGCUGAACGAGAUCAGUGGGUUCAGAGGAAUGGGCAGGUACUUCAAGCAAAUUGCCAAAUCUGUGAGGGCCAACGGAGCGUCAGCGUCAGGAAGUGAAGAGAAUGCCGAUGACUUUCUUGGUUGCCUGAACAUCCCGUUAAGUGAGAUCCCGGUUAUUGGCUAUGAUAAGUGGUUCAAGCUAGAGCCACGGUCUAGUGCAUCUAAAGUGCAGGGAGAAUGCCACCUCAUUUUAAGACUCUUCACCAACCAGAGGGACACUGCUUUGAGCAAAGUGGUCUCAAAUGUGAUCAUUCAUCAGAAGAUGUUAAAUCAGAUUCUGGAGUAUGAGCACAAGCAAGUUCAGAAAGAACCCUAUAACUGGAAUGGACAGGUGUGCCCAGCAGCAUGGACUGUGCUCUCCCAUCAUGCUGUGCAGGCCGAUCUUACUCCACUGCAACAGGCUGUCAUUCGCUGGCACUGCUACAGUAGCCAUCAUCGCUCGCAGAGGAUGUGUUACGCACUACUGCUCAGGCUGCUGAGGGCUGUGGAGGCCGAGUGGGAGGCUGGAGAUGUGAAUAAGGAGCUGGAGAACCUCCUCGCUGAGAGCUUUAAACUCUACUGUGAUUACUGCCUGUCUCUUAUGAAGAGCAUGAGGCAUGUGUUCCCAUGCACCAACCCUGCCGCCAUCACGCGAUGUGAGAUAAUGCUGAGGACUGUCGGACAGAUGCAGCUGAUGCAAGCAUUCAAGGCAGUUUGUCCUAACCGCAAUGAGCUGCACCUGGAAAUAGCAACUGUCAUAAAGAAAGGCACAGUUGAAUGGUACGAGGCCACAAUUUCACACUUUAAACCAGAUGAAGGGACUGUGGAAGAGCAGCUGAAGAGACUGGUUCUGGUGGUGGAUGCGGUGUGUGUUGAUGUACAACGAGGGCAGAAUGUCUACAACAAGCUCUUUCAUAACUCAGUGAAGGUGGACUUCUUCAGCAUCUCCUAUCGGCAGUUAGAGAAGCUGGUGGCUGAUGACGUGAGUGUUGCGAUGGAGCGUGUUUGCGGGACUUUGGAACAGGAGAAUUAUCGGCUCUCCCAGACAAUGGGGGAAACCUUGUUCGAGGUCUUCAUAUCUCUGAAGACCCUCAAACGAUUCAGGGAGUUCCUGCCUCUCAAAGAUACUAAGAUGCUGGCACUAACAGGUUUUCACAAUUGGUUCAAAUCCUCCAUUCAUAAAUGGCUGCAGAUUGUGCAUGAGAAAUCUACUGACAGGAUCCGCAAGGCUGUGGAGAUGGACCAGCUCGAGCCAAUCCAGCAGCAUGCCAAGCACAGUGUGUCGGCAGUGGACGUCACCACAUGCUUCAGCCAGGUGCAAGAGUUCUGGACCCAGCUGGCUUGGCCUGACUCAGCAGGGGCAUUCAUCUUCAUCACUCGCUUGACUGAUAAUUUGUGCAGUGAGGCGGUGUGCUAUGCAGAGCUCCUGAAGCGCAAAAUUGAGAGGAACCAGCUGGGUCAGGACCACCGGACCUUCAUCAUGCAGCUCUCUGUGGCACUUAACAACACAGAGCAUGUGCGCGCAUAUCUGUCCAGCUUGCCACGGGAGCUGGACUGGCGGGCUGUGGAGCAGGCUAUGGAGGAGUCAUGUGGUGCUGAAGGCAAGGAGCAAGUGAACAAAGCCCUAAAUGGCCAGCUAUAUAAUGCUGACCUGGAUCUGCAAAGGGAGGCUAAAAGGCUAAUCACACACCUCACUGAUAAGAUGCUUCCUGAGCUUAGGAGAUACAUUCAGCACAUCAGCCUCUCUCCAGACACCAUAAAUAAUGAUGAUGCUGUGUCUCCAUUGAUGAAAUUCCUAGAUUCCACCUUAGUCAUUCUCAGUGAUUCACUGGUGAAGGAGAACCUGGCAAGGGUUCUCUGGAGUCUCUGGGAGCUACUGCUGAGGAUGAUCCUGGACUCAGUGGCAGAAAACAGAGGUGUCCAAGUUGAGUUCUACACACGGUUCCAAUAUACUAUAGAGACCUUGGUGCGGUUCUUCCAUGCCAGUGGUGAUGGGCUGCUCUUGGAGGACCUCAAAUCUGGGGACUACAAGGUCCUGGAGGAAGAGCUGCGACUGAACAAGUGCACCUCCUUCGAGCUGAUCGAGCAGUACUUCCUGGAGAAGAUAUCCCAGCAGCGAAUCUUGAAGCACAGUCGAUUUGGACGCAUUAGUGUUAAAUGUUACUAUGAUGCUCCUGAACAAAGACUCACCGUGGAGAUACUGCAUGCAGCUGAUCUCAUUGCCCUGGAUGCCAAUGGUCUAAGUGAUCCCUUUGUCAUAGUGGAGCUCUGCCCUCACCACCUCUUCCCUAACUCCAGGAGUCAACGCACACAAGUGAAGCUCAAAACUCUGCACCCAGUUUUUGAUGAGCUCUUCUACUUUCAUGUAAGCCCUGAGCAGUACAGACACAGGUGUGCUUGCCUCACCUUCACUGUGAUGGAUUAUGACUGGCUAUCAACCAAUGAUUUUGCUGGGGAAGCGGUGGCCCCCCUGAGUGACUUCUGUUGGCCAGGCCGACCCAAUGCCACUGCUGCAGGGAAAACUCUGCAGCCUUUUAUCCUACAUCUGUCCCGUCAGAAACCAAGCGAGAAACCAAUCAUGAAGAUGCUAGAGGCAAGGACAGGAGACAGAGAAGCUCAAGAGUUUGUGCGAAGGCUGAAGGAGAUCGAGAAGUCAAUGGAGGAAGAGUAACUUUUCAUCAGUGGUUUACAAUAUUGCCAACUAUGUGCUUUUAUACCUGUUGUACUAUGUUUGCUAUUUAAAAAGAAACUCUUUUAAAUGUGUAUUUUUAACUGUUGUCUAAAAACAUAUAAGUGAGCUAUAUGAAAACAUGUUUAAAGAUCAGUAUUUUGUCGCUGUUCAGCACUCUGUGUGCUGUGUUUUAAUGUAUUUGGCUCACCAAAGGAGCUUGUGAGAAUUAUAUUAAUUUAACAAUAGUAUAUUUUUAAGUAUGUUUAGAUGGUAAGCUGUCAAAUUAGAUUUUAAAAGUUAUUUAAGGUAUAGUUUUCUGUGACUUGAAGUUUAAGAGAUAUUACAAUGUUUGGCUAAAAAUGGUUUACGAUUAACGCUCAAACGACAUAAAAAGAUUAUUCACUGUAAUGUGUUUAUGGUACUUUUAAGAUCACUGAGAGGGUCUCUGUUAUGAAUGAAAAACUCUUUGUGAGGAAAAUGCUUUCACAAAUCUGUCUAAAAACUGUGAACUGUGAACAUUUGUUCUGGACUCACACUGGACUAUGUUGACAAUUUUACUGUAGCAUUUUUGUGAGAUCUUGUCUUUCCGAAAGAAUGUUUAUUUAUGCUAAGUGGUUCUUCAGUGUACUGGUUUUAAUGUUCAGAUGGUUUUCUCAUCGUUUUGCAUUAAGCAGAGAGAAGGGUAUCAGCUGAGUUUACAAAAAGGGCUUCAAAUUUUACAUAGUUCCAAGUGGUUUCCUUUUAUUUCUGAAUUUUGGAAGAACAAAUAUAUAGUUAGGGGUGACUAAGCUUAGCUGUAAUUUAUUUCUUGUUUUAACAGUAGUCACUAUCAGCCCCCUAUUCACUGUUUACGCCUUGAAACAUUAAGCACAUACACCAUUUGUUUGAGUUUGUGUGGUAUUUUGAUUGAGAAAGUAGGGUAUUUUUAUGCUUGGAGCAUAUUUCAAGGCACCCCUUGAAAUUUGUGUCCUACUUCCUUUUUUCCCAGACCACUGGGGCAUUUUCUUAUCGAACUGGUGAAGUAUCCUCAAGUGCUCGUUCCAUGCUGGGUACAAAUAGCAAAGUUGUCUCCUUGUGAACGCUAUAAAAGGUCUCCACUAUGCUCCUUCAUCCCUAUUGUUUGUGUCAGCGUAUUGUAGCACAGGCACUGCAGGUGCAGAUUAAUUUUCACUACAGGCUGAUAUUAAGGUUACUAGAGUGAAACUGAAGGAGCUGACUCAAUGGUUUGUGAAACAUAUGAUGCUAAUUGUGAAUGUGGGUUGAAUCCAGUUGCUCCUGAACCCUAAUUAGAUGCCCAUAAAUGCAAGUGCAAUGGGUACAAAAUCCUAAAGGCAAUCCUAACCAAGCAGUGGAAGACAUAGCAGUGAAUUGUACUAGACUACUCGGAUUGUUCAUGCAGAUGAGAAGACAAAUCAGUUGGUCCAAACACCAUUGCCCAAAGCCUGAUAAGAGCACACUGUGUCACCUGCCACUGGUACCUGAAAAGGUCUUUAGUGCACAGGCCCAGGAGGCACCAGAUACUAUUGUUGCUGCAUGGAAACCACCAAAAUUGCAGACAAUGUCAAGGUUGGGCAAGCAAGCUCUGGAAGUGAACAGAUGCUCAUAUUCUGAAUUAAGACCUGCCUACCUAUUGGCCUGAUGUUGUCAGCGAGUGCACACGCUACACAUCUUGUAGCAGUCCUGUACCAUGGUAAAUUUGGCAUGAAGGUAGAUCAGCUAAUGUGGAACAUUAUUGUGCAGGGACAAACACUUUGGGCCAGGAUGCUUUGGUGCAUGACUGACCAAACCUAGCAUACUGCAAUGCAGGUCAAGAGCACCUUCUUUUAUUAAAUGCAGUCUGACGCUCAUUAUGGCUGCUUCCUAGGCAGCACUAAUAUUAGUGUUACUUGCAGACAUUUGUGAAGCAGAGAUAUCAAUCUCUACUGUCUGCUUUUGCCAGAUUUUAUAGAAUUAAUUUAAUGAUGCAGCCCAUGUGCUCUGUAGUAAGUGAGUGAUUCUCAUGCUCCAAAGACAGCAGUAUCAGAAUGUUGCGUGACUGUUAUCUUCAAUAGCUACCAGUAUUAGCACUCUGAUCAUUUCUGUCUUCAAUGGAGAACAGUAUCAACAUUUGCAAUUAUUAUAAUUCUCAGUUAAGACUGUGUCAGAAAGGAAGUACAGUGGAAGGUUAUAACCGUGGUUCUAUGACUGGGUGGACACCUGGAUCACAGAGAAUGGCCAGAGGUUAGACGUGACAUACCUUUGACAGACCUUUUAUAAGCUACCCAAGUGGGGUCAUGGGGUGAUGGCUUUGCUAUUUGUACUCACCAAGGAAACCAGCAAAUGGGAAUGCCUCACUAAACAUUCCAGCCCUAGUGGUAUUCUACUCAUUCAUUGAACCAUGAAGGUAUAACGUAACCUCCUGGUUUAUUAUGUUAUUGUGAUAACAGUAGCACAAUAUUGACAAUGAAACGAUUUUAGAUUUCCUUUCCAUGAUAUACCGUCAGACUAUUAUACCGAUAUCCCCCCAACCCUUCACUCCAAAUACCAAAGCUCUUGUUUUGGAGGUUUUCUCACUCCAUCCCUGUUUUCCCUCUACAGUUUCCUUUUUCCUAAGCAUGCUUUCCCUUCCAUACAGUGAAGACACAAAUAAGCCUGGAAGUCCACCACUGCUAUCAAAUAAAGGGCAAAGAUAUGCUUUCACCACACGUCAGCACCACUGCUUAACACGUUUGGUAGUACUUGAAAGUGUCGGCACUUCAAUGUGUCCCUUGUGAUAUGACUAAUGCUGUACUAUGUGUGCGCAUGUGUGCGUGUAUUCAAUAAAAAGUAAGAAAAAAAAAAAAAAAACAACAACCGACAAGGCUUCUAGAGAAAUCUGUUGUAAAUGAGGAACGUUAUGAGGGCUCAGGUGGAGAUGGAGAGUUCCCAGUUCUACUGUGUACAGUCUCCCUCCAGGUCAGACUCUGAGAAAUGUGGUCUUCAGGAGAGCUGACAGUGGCUGCACUGUACCAGCUGAGGCAUCCGCAGCCUUUUGACUGAAGCAGUUACUCACAUAUGAUAUCUUUUAUCAAAAAUCUUCAGGACUGUGUGAACAUGAACACUGCCGAACAGGUCAUGCUUGUCUCAAACCCCAACAUCUAAUUCCUUGUUUGAAAUUAUACCAUAUCCAAAAAUAUCUGUUCUAAAAGUACAUACAUAUUGGAUUGAUUAUGACUAUCAGUAUUAACAUAAAUAUGUUUGAUAGAAUGAUAUAGGCCAAACAAAAUGCUUAUUUGUUAUAGGUGCUGUUAAUGUAAUUUCCCCCUAAGUGCAUUAAGUGGUCCGAGUGCAAAAUGAUCACAUUGCAAAGCAUGAGAAUUAUAACUGGAAUCACCACCAGGUGUCCCCAAAGGGCCAGAAAUGACUAGCACCUAUUUCUUUUGCUGGAAACUAGGUGGCGUAUUUAGAAGUAGAACAACGGUGUAUUCCAGUAACACAAGCCUCCUGGAUUUACAGUAACUGUGUAUAACUAUUGUUUACUGUCUUAUACAAUACAACAUUUAAAAACUUUCUAGUCUGACAUUUUUCUCUUUUUUUCCAGCAAACCGUUUCAUCGCAACUGGAAAGUAAAGCAGCAUUCUGUGUGAGACGUGCAUAGCAGCAUUGCAAUUAUGAAAACACAUUAAGACAGAGCAGACACCCAGUUAUUACCCCCAAUUUGGCCACCAAUUUUGUGACUCUACAUAUCAACACAAUAAUGAGAUGUGCUUAUUUACCACACACCAUUUAACCAGGCUCUGAAAUUUAGUUCCAGUGUAGAUUCGGGUGUUCCCUUUUGCUGGUGUUUUCCACUGAAUGACAAUUAAAGCAGAAAAAUAAAUCAAAACAGCAUCAUAUACUGCAUAAUACACAUCCACACCAAACCACAAAGACUGCAGUUUGUUAGUUAUUUCUUAGUGGCAAAAACUUAAAAAAUAUUAUUUACAGGAGCAGCGCACACAACAAGCUACAUUACAGAACUGAAUUAAAGACAGAGCUCUCAACCUUUUAAAAAACAAACAUACAAAAGCGAAAUCAAGAGAAUGUUAUUUCUACACGGUUUUAAUUAACUACUGAUGACCACCAGCCAUCCUUUUAAUAAAAUAAAUAUUUUUCUUGUGAGAAUUAUUUUCAAAUCACGUUGUUGAUAAGCAUACCAUGGUGAAAACGAAGGUUAAUGAUUCAUUCCUAUAAUUUUGGAAUUCUGAAUAAUCUAAUACACGACAAACUAUCACAACCUCUGAAAUAUCUUUUAAUGUCCCUCCAAGGCAAAACUAAAUUGCAGACAUUUUGUUGUUUGCAUCACAUUUUCCUCCCAGCAGCCUAGUAGAUUAUUAUUAGCUACAGAGCCAAGCAAGCAAAAUGACUGUAGGAGGAGAAGAUUCAAAGAUUUAAGAGUGUUGCGGAACAUUUUAUUUAUUUUCCAGUUAGCUACAUAGCUACCAAAAUGUGAGCCAAUCAACCUGCCCUUGCUGUUGAAUUUGUACCCAAUGUUACCAAGUUGUUUUAGCUAGCUAACUAAUGUUAACCAGUUAGUUAUACGUCAGUGUUAAUCAUUUAUUGUUUUUUUUUUUUUAGGUAGCUAGUUAGUGUGAUAUUUGUGACUUGUACUUCUGUUUGUUAUUUUUGCUUAUCA
Pangasianodon hypophthalmus (striped catfish) is the source of this 8362-nucleotide messenger RNA. It is a transcript of the gene baiap3, whose product is annotated as BAI1 associated protein 3. The record is from RefSeq and is a predicted model, not a curated record. The transcript is spliced from 34 exons. The coding region runs from base 199 to 3729 and encodes 1176 amino acids. NCBI's taxonomy places the organism in Eukaryota, Metazoa, Chordata, Actinopteri, Siluriformes, Pangasiidae.